AUGGCCGACGAGAAAGAAGCCGACUCGCUGCAGCCGCCGUCCAAGCAGCCCCGCCUCUCCUCCGCCGACUCGAACGCCGGGGCGGUGACGAUGGCGGUCUCGUCGCCGCUGGGUCUUGGCCUCGGCCUGGGGCUCGGUGGCGAUAGCCGUGGCGAGCAGCAGGCCUUCGAAGCACGGGCGGCGGCGAAGUCGGCGCUGACGUUCAUGCAGCAGCAGGAGCUGGAGCACCAGGUGCUCAUCUACCGCUACUUCGCGGCGGGGGUGCCCGUGCCGGUGCACCUCGUGCUGCCCAUCUGGAAGAGCGUCGCCGCCUCCUCCUUCGGCCCGCACCGCUUCCCCUCCCUGAUUGGGCUGGGGAGCCUGUGCUUCGACUACCGGAGCAGCAUGGAGCCGGAGCCCGGGCGGUGCCGCCGCACGGACGGCAAGAAGUGGCGGUGCUCCCGCGACGUGGUGCAGGGGCACAAGUACUGCGAGCGGCACGUCCACCGGGGCCGCGGCCGUUCAAGAAAGCCUGUGGAAGGAGCCCCCUCAGCCCGGGCGCACAGCGACAGCACCGCCACCGCCCCGCCCUGCGCCAUCGGCUUCUCCCCCGCCGGCAUCCUCCACGCCACCCACAGCGCCGCCGCGCGCGCCACCUGA
Triticum turgidum subsp. durum (durum wheat) is the source of this 639-nucleotide messenger RNA. The record is from the annotation of a GenBank genome assembly. Lineage: Eukaryota; Viridiplantae; Streptophyta; Magnoliopsida; Poales; Poaceae.